GAUCGCCAUCUCUACUUUUUUGACUGUACUUAAGAUAAGAAUAUUAUAAUAUAGUGUCAAUAUUCCACGAUAAUAUUGUAAAUAGUAAAUAGGUACUAGUUAUUACUGUGGUUUAAAAUUUAAAACAAAGUAUUUCAACUUAGUACACUUACUACAAAUUCUUAAAGUAACAAAAAUGUCGGGUUUGUCUGUACAGUAUAUUUUACUGAGAAGCGACUUAAUGAAAGACUUGGGGUGGUCAAUUGGUGCGCUGGUUGCUCAGGCCUGUCAUGCAUCUACAGCAGUGCUCCACAUAUUUAAAGAUGAUAAGAAUACUAUAGAAUAUUUAAAUAAUUUGGAUAAUAUGCAUAAAGUUGUUUUAGAGGUACCUAAUGAAGAUUCACUCAAGAAAGUAACAGAUAAAUUAAAAGAAAAUUCAAUUGAUCAUAAGCUAUGGAUUGAACAACCAGAAAAUAUUCCAACCUGCUUAGCACUUAAACCAUAUCCCAAAGAAGAAGUUAAGAAAUACUUUGGAAUGUUUAAAUUAUACAAAUCUACAUUAAAUGAUUGUCUUUAAUAUUGUCA
Leptidea sinapis is the source of this 564-nucleotide messenger RNA. Its product is annotated as putative peptidyl-tRNA hydrolase PTRHD1. Lineage: Eukaryota; Metazoa; Arthropoda; Insecta; Lepidoptera; Pieridae. The transcript has 2 exons. Gene Ontology annotation, molecular function: peptidyl-tRNA hydrolase activity. The coding region runs from base 176 to 556 and encodes 126 amino acids. The record is from RefSeq and is a predicted model, not a curated record.